UGUGAUGUCACAAGGCUGCGCCGCGCUCCUGUUGUGAUUCGACUAAAGGUCUGUGUUUUAAGUGUUAAAAUCCGUACAAACCGUUCAGUCCAUUUUGUAUUUUACAAGCGAUGUAGAAUUAAUUAUUUAUUUAAUAUAACAUAGUAAUGCUUUAUUCAUGCGUGUUGCUUUUUAAGAGUAAAACGUGUUGACGCGCGAGUAACACAAAAGGAGCGUCUCAUUUCUUCGCGAUAUCGUGAAUCAGUUUAUCAUAAACAUGAAUUCAGUCACUCGCUGCCAAGUAAUGACGGAGAAACGGAGCUUUUUGAACUCCGAGUCAAUUGAACUAAAUGCUUCGCAAAACGAUUCAGUGAUUCGAUUCGUUCGAAUCACCGCGCGCUGAGGAGACAUGCUGGUCAAAACAGUGUAAAUGCAACGAGAAGAACAAACACAAACAUCUGAUGAGAACUUUGCAAACAAACUACUAAUGUUUAAUUAAAGUGCAGUCUAUUAGACUAGAUACCAGUAUAAAUCAUACCAAAAUACAUUUUCAAUACAAAUUGUGUUCUUUUAUUCAUUUGAACUGCUGGAUUUUGAGUGUUUUUGACUAAUCAGAUCAAUAAGGCCAUUAACUCUCAAUCUGACUGACUCUCACUGAACUACUGAACUAGAGCUAAUUGAGUAAAACUCUGAUAUUAGUUUGGAUUUGUUUAUUUUUGUUAACUAUUAUCACCUUAAACAUGAGAGACUGUCAAACCAUAGGUCCAAACACAGAAAAAAACUCCUGAGAUCCACAUGACACACUGUUAUAAAGAUGGAGUUCAUUAAAGAGGAGAGUGAAGACAUGAAGAUUGAAGAAACAUUCAGAGUGAAAGAAGAACAAACAGACAUGAUGCCACUGAAAGAGGAGAGUCAAGAACUGAAUGAAACGGAGAAAGAUCAGUAUGAUUUCAUAACUAGAAAAAAAUCUUUUAGUUGCUCAGAGACUGAGAAGACUAAUGCACGAAAAAGAGCUCAAAAGACAGGAACCGGAAGUUAUUUCACCUGCCAACAGUGUGGAAAGAGUUUCACUCAACGUGGAAGUCUUAAUGUCCACAUGAGAAUUCACACCGGAGAGAAGCAUUUCGCCUGCAAACAGUGUGGAAAGAGAUUUCAUCAAAAAGGAAACCUUAAAGUCCAUAUGAGAGUUCACACCGGAGAGAGCUUUUUCACCUGCCAACAGUGUGGAAAGGGUUUCAACAGAAAAGAAAACCUAAAAGUCCACAUGAGAAUUCACACUGGAGAAAAGCCGUUCACAUGCAAACAGUGUGGAAAAAGUUUCAGUCGAAAAGAAAGCCUUGAAAGCCACAUGAUAAUUCACACUGGAAUGAUGCCUUAUGCAUGCUCUCAGUGUGGAAAGAGUUUCACACAUAAACAAACUCUUAAUGCCCACAUUAGAAUUCACACUGGAGAAAACCCUUACAUAUGCUCUCAGUGCGGAAAGAGUUUCGAUCACCUUGGAAACCUUAAAAUCCACAUGAUAAUUCACACUGGAGAAAACCCUUUCACCUGCCAACAGUGUGGAAAGAGUUUCAAUCGAAAAGGAAACCUUCAAGUCCACAUGAGAAUUCACACUGGAGAGAGCCCUUUCACCUGCAAACAGUGUGGGAAGAGUUUCACUCAAAAUGGAAGCCUUAACAUUCACAUGAGACUUCAUACUGGAGAGAAGCCUUACACGUGUCUUCAAUGUGAAAAGAGUUUCACAUAUCAAAGAGAUCUGAAACUGCAUUUGCAAACUCAUUCUGAAAAUUAAUUGCAGUGUUCCUCAGUGCGGUAAAGAGGUUUACAUAAACAAAGCAAUUACACACGCAAAACUCACAAAAAAAUCGAUCGCUUUAUAUGAUGAACAUGAAAUUUAGGCUUUUAUUCACAUAUAAACAUCAGUGAACAUAAACAAGCUCACCCAAAACUGAUGGGUGCGAACUUACCUCAUUGGUACCUGCCCUUUUAGCAAGUAUGCAUGAGUUUCCAUUUAUCAUAAUUCUGUGCGUUGAUGAAUGUUUAUUAGUAAAAGCCAUCAUAUAAAGCGAUCAUGUCUCUUCCGAAAAUUUGGACGAAACCAUUCAAUUCAUAUGGAUUAAUUUUACAAUCUCUUUAUGAACUUUUUGAAGCAUCAAAGUGGUAGUUGCGUAGCUGUCAAUGCAGGAACAGAAAUCAGAUUUGCUCAGGUUUUAUUAAAAAUAUCUUAAUUUGUGUUCCGAAGAUGAACAAAAGUCUUAUAGUUGACAUUUUGGUAGAAUAAAUUAAGCGGUUUCAUACUGAUUACAUGUUUGUUGUGGAGUACCACAAGGCUCAGUAUUAGGACCAUUGCAUUACUGAAUGGUAGUCCUGUAAGCUUAAUAAACUCCAGCUAUUCUAACAUGCAGCAGCAAGAGUGCUUACUAGAACCAAGACUAUAUUAUAUAUUAUAGCCUUAAACUGCUGAUCUUAAUUACCUUGCUAAUAAAAAUAGUGUUUUCACUAUAGUUUGCAUAUUCAUAUCCAUUGCAGAAUUGAUGUUAUGGUUCAUUCAAAUGAUCGCUGGACGGUUCAUUUGCUUGGUCGUAAAAGUAGUGAUUCAUUCAAAAUUCCCUAUAAAUGAAUUAAUAAUUCCAUUUGAGCUAAAUUGACCUGUUUCCCUUACAGAUUGUUAGGCUGCAGCAUUAAUUAGGGCAGCCAGAACAAGGAACACUUAGCAUAAUACCCAAAUGUACUUGUUACACCAUGAAUUCCAUUUAUAUUAGUAUGUCUGUCUCAUCCUUAUCCCAAAGAAUUCAGCUUGAUCUGAUCCGUAGCCAGACUAGAUGUUGGACCUGCACCCAGGAAUGUCCACAACAGGAAUGCAUUGUGUUUGAUUUGGUAUGAUUGAGGAGUGGCUGUGGAAAACAGUCAAUUUCAGAUGGAGGAAGAUCAGCUCUAUUUGAGUUUCUACUAAAUGGGCAGAGUUCUUGGGUAUUACGUCCAUCCAGGGUUAAGUGGCAACAAAUAAAAGGGAAAAAUAAAACAUCUCCCUGCCCAGUCACUGGACAAAUUAAAAAAUAAAAUGUUGAGAGCUUCAAAAGAAAAACCAGUGGAUGUAUAAACUUCAAGAUGACCCACAGCCCAAAAUAACAUACAAAAGAGCUUUCUCCUGCUCUAUGGCCCUUUCGAUCAUUUGUUGCCUGGAGGCCCAUCUUGUUGUAGCAGUUAAUGAGUUUAUGACCAGGCAAGCCAAGUUGUGCCUUAGCGAUGGCCAGUUCACGCUGUCUUUUCCAAGUUUGAGAAGGCACUCAUGAAUCUCUUGCAGACCCCAACCGCAUGAUCAACCUGGUGCACCUUCACACCUCUCUCUGUUUAGAUACAUAAGAAAAGUGGUGUGUGUAAGCAUGCUGUAAUAUUAGCAGUUGCGCUGUAGUUGUUUUUCUGCUCCUCUCUUCUUCUUUUCAUCACUAAUGCUCAAUCAUCACUCGAUUUAUUAACUUCAACACUGCUUCAGUGUUACUUUUUUACAUUCUGAGUAUGGACUCAUAAACAACAGUAUUAGUUUAACACUUGGGAUUUUGUUUUUUGGAUAAUGCUUAGCACUUUUCUUUCUUUAAUAUUAUAAUUCAUGAAUAUUCUUCUUCAUGGAUCUUUUUUAUUAAUUUAUUCUGCCUCUUUAAAAUUAUAAUGGCCUCUGUUGUCAACAAAAGGAUUGAGAAGUUGGAUAAUUUGUUCUUUCUCCACCCACAACUUGUCCUCCAUUGUAGGCAGAAUAUAGACAAAGCCCAGUUAAUUAUUUCUCCUUGGAAAUUGCAUUUCAAACCCAUCAAGAUCUGAAUCAGUGACAAGGCCAACAAACUCCCUACUAGACUUCUUCCCUUUGUAAGUGAUCAGCAGGCAAUUGCCUGUCUUUUAUGUUGCCCAAUGAUACCUUAAGUCCUAAAAAUAUGCCCUAAAAGAUGGCAAGCAUGAAGGGCCAAAUUAAUUUGUUGUUUUAUUGGUUGCAAGUCACAAAUCUAAAUCAGAUGUGAGACAUGCUUUGCAACCUUUUUGUCAUAAAGUGCCCUUUAUACCCAUAUGUAUAAAUACGCAAACAUAUUUUUAAUAUUAACAUCAAAUUAGUGCAGAACUAUUUCUGAAGCAAUUUUUCUUAAAAUUAUUUUUAAAUUUGUCAGAAUCUUUUGUUUGUUUCCAGGUUUAAAUUAGACUUUGAAGAACAGAUUUCCAAUUGGAAAUACAUCUACGCUAAUACAUCUUCCUCGUCUCUGGAAGGAAAUUUCACAUAUGUGUCAAUUCGGCGACACAGGGCUAAGGCCACUCGAUGGACAGCUCUGCAGACAGUGGAUUUGUGUAUAUUUUUUUUAGGUGGGACACAACCAACGUCACCUGUCCCAAGUGCCAGUGCUACAGCUGAUGAUGAUACAGCAGGUGAGUUUUCAACAAUCCCAGAUCAAGAUAUUUAUAUGGAUAAUAAACCAUGCCUUUUGUGAGUUUUUUUUUUUUUUUUUUUUUUUUUUUUUUUUUUGACAGACAGUUGAAUUACCUUCUAAUAUGACAUCUAACAUGGCUAGCUUUUAUUAUUAUUUUUAUUAUUAUUUUCAUCUUUAAUAUCUGAGGUCAAAGCUGAUUCUUCCCAGUCUGCCAUAAAUAUAUUGGCGUAAAAGGGUGCAAAUUUCUUGCCCAUUGCUGUCCCCUUAUUUGUCUACUAAUUUGAGAAUAUAUUGAUCUGGCCUUUUUACUUUUCCAUAAACUUCUUUACAGCUUUGAGGCCUACCUCAGUUUCUAUAUUUGUGUAUAUAUAACUAUCUAUAUCUAUGGUGAAGAGAAAUGCAUCUUUAGGUAUUUUUAAUUUUAGAUAUGAAAUCAUAGGUAUCAUUUAAAUAGCUAGGGUGACGUAUAGAUAUGAGGUUCAAAAAAUAUUCUAUAUAUUCAGCUGUGAAAUAUGUCUCACUGGUAUAAUCGGAUACUAUAUUUCUCUGGGGAUGCUCCAUUUUUCAGGCUCUUUAUGAAUUUUGGCCAAUAAAUAAAAUCUUCUAGGCCUGGGAGGGGGGGUCUAUCUCCUAAUAAAUAUUCUUUUUAAGCCCCACUAAUUGUUUUUUUAUCAAGCAUUUCAUCUAAUAUCUCUUCUACCAUAAUUCUAGUUUGUGGGUAUAUUGGUUCCUCUAGUGUGCAGUAGUGUUCCUUCACUGCCAACUGUGUCUGUCCUUCCCAAAUAUAUUGAGUUUUAUCCAUAAUAACUGUUGCUUAUCAGCAGGUUUGAUAAUAAUUUAUCUAAUAAUAACUCUAAGAGGGCUUUUCUUUCACCUCUUGUGAGGUUUUCUGGUGUUUUUAGGCCCCAGUUUAGGUGUUUGUGUGUUUAGUUGUCCGCUCUAAUUAUUUGUGUAAUCCGCUUUGGGAGGCUGGAUCUGAAGCUCUCGUGAAGGGAAUUUUUUUGUUUUUGACUCUUUUUACCCUCAAAGAAAUUUAAUUCUGCGGUGGUAGGCCUGCAUAUCCUUCAUCAACUGAAACGUUUGAGUUUUAACUCCCAUAGGUGUGGGGAUGAAAUACGUUGUUCUUAAGAUAAUAAUUAACAAUGAAUUUAUUUUGUUCCUGUUUUGGACUCUCAAAAAAAUCAACAGUGUUGUAGUAUGGCUUUGGCCAUCAGAGCUCUCCAGUGUAUCCAUCACUUUGGACCAAAAAUUGUUCUUGGGGAGUGGUGGGACAUAACUGGUAAUAAUUUGCUCAUAAAGUGGUAGUGUUCUAGCAAAAUUGAUCAUUGGAAAGAACACCUCUGUUUUGGGCAGUCUCUUGCUUUUGCACAGAGCUUUGCAGUUCAGUGAUAGCUGCAAUCCUAUACCUCUGUUGUUAAAACUAAUGGUGAUAACUAAUAAACUAAUAAAAGUUUGCUGCGUGAAACUCAACAUUUUUUCUGUUCAAGCCACAAUGCGACGUUUCGGUACAGGUAGUACCUUCUUCAGGCUGGCUUGAAAUAAUUUAUAAGAAAUACUGGUAUAAUAUGAAGAAACAAUGAAAAUAAUAGGCGUUCGUGAAUAGUUGACCAUCCGCAGCUGUAGUAAAUCAGCGAGUGAGCUCUGUGGGUAUCCAACCCUUUAAAUAAUAUUUCCAUGGCUGUUGCCCAGGUCGUGCGUAAAAGUGUUAAAAUACUAACUGUUGUACUGGUUGUGCUUUCCGUUACCGCUCACUAAUUAGCCAUUGCCUAGGUAGCAUUUCCUUAUUUCUGAGGAUCCUGAGUAAACCCCAAGACUAUGAUGAACCUCAUUUUAUGAGUCUUGUUGAAACAUUUAAAAGAUUGUUUCAGCAAAAAAAAGCUAAAGUGCAGACGAAAAUAGAGUGAAUUCUCAUGCUUCCUCUGUCCCAGUUAAACCAGUGACUUGGUAUAAUGGCGACAGUCCAGGAAUCCUGAAAUUCCACAACAGCAAAGGACAGCAUUUUGCUAGACAAAUUAAUUCCAUAAUGUCAGCAGUCAUGUAGCAGAGGCACGGCUACAAAAGCUUCAUUAUAUGGUAAAAGAACUAUUUUGUUUGUGAAUUAUCACAGGUAUAACUUGCAGUUCCACUCUCAAGUCCAAGUAAUCCAUGUACUAGUCUGAUUCCAAAAGCUGAAGAGUCAAUAGGAUAAUGAUAAAAUGUUUCUAUGUUUGUAAAGAAAUCACACACCAAAUAUGUGCCCCAGAUUAACUGUCCAAUAUAUUAUUUACAAGGCCAAUCUUUCCCUUCAAGUUAAAACAAUUGUCACCUGCUCCACAAGAAAUACUUUUUUAUAUAUACUGUAUAGUAAUGUUUGUAUUAUUUACAUGCCUUAAAUCCCUGAGGUACAGGUCCAGAGAGUUUGUUUUUUUGGAUGAUGAUGAUUGACACUUCUCCACUUUGUGUUUUUCAUGUACACGUUGUACAACUUGCUGAACCACAUCUUUUUUUGUACCAUUUUACCUAAAAAAUUGCUCAAAUGGAAAGUUAGAUCAAGAGGUCCACAUUUCCUUGCAUCCUGUGUUAGGUGAAUUAAGCUAUGUACAUUGUAAACAAUAAACUCAGAACCAUAUAUUUUUGUGUUAUUAAAAUGUAUUGAUUUUUUUGAUUAUUCUAUCCUUUUUCAGGUAAAGGCCUGUGGGAUCUACUGGACAGUCAUGUUAUGGAAACCAGAAAAAUGUAAAAUGCAACUGCAAGAUGCCACAGUUUAAGUUCAAUGCUCCUAUUCUGAUUAAGGUUUUAACAUAGUUGCUUUUAGAAUAUUCUUUUUAUGUUCCCAUUUUACACGUUAUAGAACAUAGAUUGAUUAUUGACACACGUCAUUACAUCCCAUGUGAUGUUCCCUACAGAAUUUCACCCAUCAACAUAGGCUACAGUUCCUCUGGAUGAGAGUACGAAGUAAGGACUGGUGGGAGAGAGUUUUAAUGGAAUUUUUUUAAAUGAUGCUGAAUGGAAAGAAAUUUUUUGCAUUUCCUGGAGAUCAUUUGUAAAAUUAUAUUCUGUGAUGGAGGUUGUCAUGAGUCCCCAGGAGGUCACCAUGUGUGCACCUGUGCCUUUGGAGAUGCGGGUGGCAGUGGUCCUGUACUGACUCGGUAGCUGCGGGGAAUACCAAGUAAUAGCUAAUCAAUUUGGCGGUCAAAAAGUUUGAAAUGGUAAUGGAAAGGAAUGGUAUCCUAUGCAAAAAUCUCAUCCUGGUUCCUAGUCUGGAGGAAGCAAAUGAAAUUGCUCACAGAUUUGAAAUGGGAACAUCUCAUUCCACAGAAAAUCGAUGCGUUGACGGGACGCACAUUCUCAUACUUGUGCCAAAAGAAGGAUAACACUGUAUAAGCAAUAAGGUAUGAGAGGCUGUGCUGUAUCAGUGCUAGCCUUGAGUAUCUUUAUUACUUUUAUAAAACGGUUACCACACAAUACAAAUAUUAAAGCCAAAAAAUAUGUAUGAAUGCAACUUUGAUGAAGUAAACUUUCCCUGAAGCUUUCCUUCCACCGGAAAAAAUAGUCCCUGACCAUGAACAGCAACAGAAGUUACAUUAUAAAACCAUUAGAUGGCAGCAAAGACUGUCUUUAUGAGUG
Molecule: messenger RNA, 7994 nt
Organism: Megalobrama amblycephala (Wuchang bream)
Lineage: Eukaryota; Metazoa; Chordata; Actinopteri; Cypriniformes; Xenocyprididae
Product: gastrula zinc finger protein XlCGF8.2DB-like
Exons: 2
Coding region: 794-1771 (325 amino acids)
Biological process (GO): regulation of transcription by RNA polymerase II
Molecular function (GO): DNA-binding transcription factor activity; RNA polymerase II cis-regulatory region sequence-specific DNA binding
Source: RefSeq, a predicted model, not a curated record